Molecule: messenger RNA, 1003 nt
Organism: Ixodes scapularis (black-legged tick)
Lineage: Eukaryota; Metazoa; Arthropoda; Arachnida; Ixodida; Ixodidae
Product: probable inactive tRNA-specific adenosine deaminase-like protein 3
Exons: 7
Coding region: 138-869 (243 amino acids)
Cellular component (GO): cytoplasm; nucleus
Molecular function (GO): tRNA-specific adenosine-34 deaminase activity
Source: RefSeq, a predicted model, not a curated record
CUUUUUAUUUUUUUCUUCCCCAGUUGCUGUGUACAUUGCGAAAAUUGAAGAUCGAAGGCAGACUUCCAAACUGGUCAAAUGCCUUGCCUCUGGGAGACCAGCAGCAUCUGAAGAGGGUGCGCUGCACAGGCGAGGGCAUGGACAUAAUCUUGCACGCUGUAAAAGGUGAUGACCUGACCGGAACCCAGACGUUAAAGGGUGUCCUGGGAGAGACAUUCGAUGCCCAGGGCCUGUCUGCGGAAGUGAGAGUUGUGCAGGUGCCCAGGCACCCGCCCCUGACCAGAGCCCAGUUUGAGCAGUCCAACUGCCUCUGGCCCACACAGUUCCACGAAGACAAACACAUUGCCAGGGUGCUGAGCGGGAAGCUCUUCUCCGAUCAAGAGCGAGCCACCAUGGAGAACUACAUGGCACUGGCUGUCACAGCGGCCCAGGAGUCUAGGGCAGGCAUUGGAGUGGCGGUGGUUAACCCCAGCACCGACAGGGUGUUGGCGGUCGCCGUGGGAGAUGGGAAACAUCCUCUGAGACACGCCACCAUGGUUGCCAUCGACCUGGUGGCACGGCAGCAAGGUGGCGGCGCAUGGCCGGUCCCGCCCGGAUGCGAGAUGUGCAGCAUCACGCGGCGCGACCUGGAAGUGGGCAGUAAGGUGCCGUACCUCUGCACUGGCUACGACUUCUACAUCAGCCACGAACCAUGCACAAUGUGUGGAAUGGCACUGGUACACUCUAGGGUUCGGCGAGUGUUCUACGGCCAAGCAACACCGUGGGGUGCCCUGGGCACGUGUCGCAAGUUGCAUGUGCAGCCAGGACUCAACCACCACUUUGAAGUGUGGCGAGGCCUGCUGCGGCAGAGAACGGACGUCGUCACGUGACACAUCCUCUGGGUGGACAUUUGUUUCAAAGGGAGCUGCUGCGCACUCGCUUCGUUAUUUGGUGGCAUACUUUACUUUGGGAGAUUGGGAAGAUUUUACGUAAUAAACGCUCGAUUUUAUAAAACUCUGGUGUU